Molecule: messenger RNA, 153 nt
Organism: Trypanosoma brucei brucei TREU927
Lineage: Eukaryota; Euglenozoa; Kinetoplastea; Trypanosomatida; Trypanosomatidae
Exons: 1
Coding region: 1-153 (50 amino acids)
Source: RefSeq, a predicted model, not a curated record
AUGUUCAUGUUUCAUUUACCUUCUUUUCUCGUUGGCGUUUGCUUCUCUUUGUAUGUUUUCGUUCCGAGGAAGCGGGGAGCUGCGUUUUUUUUUUCAGCUGCUCACCGUGGUGUCCGUGAAGAGCGGAUAAGGGGAAAUCGAACCGUGUGGUGA